CCCACUACUUGUCUGAUUCGGCUGUGCCGCAGGCUGGCCCUUCCAAUGCCGCCUGCAUGCGAAGCGAGCCGCACCCACCUAGUUCCUGUCCUCAACUUUGUUUACAUGGCCUCUCGACAUCGUCGACAAUGACCUACGAUGUUGCCCUCCUGCAACCACCCAAUUUCCAGCUUCGUUCCUUCUUGGUUCCAGAGUAUUCCCGUUAUGGACAGGUUAUUCGGUCACUAUGGAGGGCGCUGUCCCUCAAGUGCAAUGGAAAGUGUGUCGCGACUGCAACGUUGAGCAGCCGAUCAAUCAGUUUUUGGAUCGUCGUGGUAACGGCAGGAUUGUCAGAAAGUGCCUGGAUUGCAACAAGCAGAGGGCAUCAGUUACAAUUCCUGUUGGAUUUGGCAGGUGGUCAGAGAGGGCAGUUCAGGGGUGACUAAUGGCUUGGCACCAGGAUUCUCAGGAUCAGGAUCAGGAACAGGCAGGGAACUUCUGGAAGAACACAGACAGGAACAUCAUCAUCAAUUGAGUGGUUGCCCAUCUUUUCGGUAC
This is a messenger RNA of Parathielavia appendiculata, 537 nucleotides long. RefSeq lists its product as uncharacterized. NCBI's taxonomy places the organism in Eukaryota, Fungi, Ascomycota, Sordariomycetes, Sordariales, Chaetomiaceae. Bases 57 to 425 code for a protein of 122 amino acids. The record is from RefSeq and is a predicted model, not a curated record. The transcript has a single exon.